This is a messenger RNA of Brenthis ino (lesser marbled fritillary), 1455 nucleotides long. The record is from the annotation of a GenBank genome assembly. NCBI's taxonomy places the organism in Eukaryota, Metazoa, Arthropoda, Insecta, Lepidoptera, Nymphalidae.
AUGUUUGUAACAAGUUUCAGUUACUUUUUACUCUUUGUUAUUUUAUGUAAAUCAUCGUGUGAAGAUUUCAAUCUAUAUGGAGAAGCUGGACAAGCUUAUGCAUUGGAAAUUGAAAUUGGACAUCCUCCUCAAAAGCUUAAUGUUUUAGUUGACACUGGAAGCACAACAUUGGCCAUAGCUUCUUAUCCUAGAAAGGACAGCAACAAAUAUUUUAAUUCCGAAAACUCUAGCAGUAUAUUCCUAAGUGGCAAAGAAGUUGAAGCCAAAUAUUCUCAAGGUACCUGGAUUGGACAAUUGGUAUUUGACUAUGUAAAGUUUCCAUCAAUAACCUCUAUACCAGAAGUGACUUGUGAACUAGCACUAAUCAAAGUUAGCCAUAAAUUCUUUAUGAAUGGUUCUGGAUGGCAGGGACUUCUAGGAUUAGCAUACCUACCAGUAGGUGCGUGGGGUGACAAUGUCAUUGUAGGCUCCUGGCUGGACUCAAUAGAAAAAAGUUUGGGCAAAGCCAUGUCUUUCCAACUUAAAUUGUGUGGUGUUAAGAGCCAAACAAACGCCACACAUUAUGGAAAGUUUGAAAUGCUUGAUGACACUAUGGGAUCUACAAAUCCUAUAAUAUAUAGGACACCAAUAUUACAUAAAAGAUGGUACGAAGUUGGUGUUCUAUCAAUCCGUGUAUUACAAGCAAGAAGUCCAAAUGCAACAAAAGCUAUGGAUAAUACAACAAGUGACAGCGAUCAUUAUAAAGAUAUGUGUUUAAAUCUUAACAAAGAGAAAAGCAUUGUAGACAGUGGAACCACUAAUAUCAGAUUGCCAGAUGUGGUGUUUAGAGAGGUUGUUAAUGAACUAAGAAGUGCAGCACAAACAUCUAAUAUAUUAAUUUUAGAUGAAUUUUGGUAUCAUGGAGAGGCGGCAUGUUGGCCCGAGCCUCAAGACUGGUCGUUGCCCUUAAUAGGGAUCGACCUUCUAAGCACUGAAGCAGAUAACAAAUAUUUCACCCUGGAAAUACCUCCUCAGAAUUUCAUGAGAGUUAUAACAGCUCGAAACAACAGCGGUGAAGGUGGUAGUGUGUCUGAAUUCUGCUACAAAUUAGGCCUCGAAGCCGGUAGAGAUGAAACUGUUCUAGGAUACACUGCUAUGGAAGGAUUGGAGGUACUUUUCAAUAGGUCGUCCGGUUGGAUAGGCUGGCGUUCCUCCAACUGUGGUCCUAACGCACGUAUAACAGGUCCAUAUAAUUAUUCAUCAUCUUUUCUAACAUUAUGUCAGUUAACUAAGAAUGUUGAAGACACAGAAGUUACUAUAAAAGCAGCUCAAUGGGCUUUGUGUGGGUUUUCUGUUAUAGCAGCGGCAGUUUUAAUAUAUUUACUAGCACCUGUUAUUAGGAUGGUCCUAGUACGGCCAUUGCCGAGAUCUCAACAAAUAUCUUUGUCUCAAGCUGCCUUAGUCGAACAGGAAACU